Messenger RNA from Odobenus rosmarus divergens (Pacific walrus), 1253 nucleotides. RefSeq names its product transmembrane protein 167A (gene TMEM167A). The record is from RefSeq and is a predicted model, not a curated record. Gene Ontology annotation, biological process: protein secretion; intracellular transport. Bases 71 to 289 code for a protein of 72 amino acids. Lineage: Eukaryota; Metazoa; Chordata; Mammalia; Carnivora; Odobenidae. The transcript has 4 exons.
GCGGGGCGUGCACGCCUCUUCCGCCCUGGGCCCGGAAGGGUGAUGUGGCUGGGGCUUCGCCGGCCUCACUAUGUCUGCCAUUUUCAAUUUUCAGAGUCUGUUGACUGUAAUCUUGCUGCUUAUAUGUACCUGUGCUUAUAUCCGAUCCUUGGCACCCAGCCUCCUGGACAGAAAUAAAACUGGAUUGUUGGGUAUAUUUUGGAAGUGUGCCAGAAUUGGUGAACGGAAGAGUCCUUACGUUGCAGUAUGCUGUGUAGUGAUGGCCUUCAGCAUCCUCUUCAUACAGUAGCUUGGAAGAAUAUCAGAAUCUAAUUGCUAUCAGAUUUCAGUAUGAAAAAAGGACUUAUUUACAGAAAAUAAUGGAAGGAAUGGUUAACCCUUUUAUCUCUGAACAUUGAAUGAGAUAAAUUUCCAGCUGCUGUUCUCUAUUUUUAUUAUUGGACCAAUGUUCUAUAUAAAUAGGAUGUAACCAUUUAAUACUCAAAGAGUUAAAUAUGUAACAAUCAACCUCAGUACUGUCACUACAAUAUUACGUUCUGCAAAUGUUAUUCUGUUAUGUCAGAUACCAGUUUUUAGUGAGGUAUCUCUAAGGCGCAUAAUAGAAAACAAAAUUGGUAAAUGACCCAAGUUUCUUUCACUGUGAUUUGGGAAUGAUAAAUCCUUAUAGAAUGAGACAUUUUUCUGGACUAGCUUUUUUAUUGGGGGAAAAAAAAGGUUCCAUUUGUGUUGGUAAGGAUUGCAUUCAUAUUUAAUAAUGCUUGCUUUUCCUCUGGUCACACCAGAGCAUUAACAGAGUACCUCGAAGCAGACUCUAGCGUAUCCCAGGUGUUUCAGCCUUUUAUAACAAGCCUAUGCAGUUCUUAAGGAAGAAGAUAAAUGAGAUCAGACUUAACAGUAGUACCGGGAAGAUGUUCACACUUAGCAUAAAGAGUUUAGAAUAGCUGACUGGCAUAGUAGACUCUGAAAACUCUGCAUAAGUAUGGAUAAAUAUCUGAAGCAUAAAUCUGACCAGCUGUCAUUCUCUAAAUAAGACUGCAUUUUUAGAGUGAAAAUAGCAAAAUAGAACAAUUACAGAAUGAUUAUCCUAUUUGUGUUUUUCAUUCUUUUACUCUUUUUAGUGUCAGGUCUCCACUUAUUUUAAUUGCCCCAAAACACAAACUGUAUUUUGUUUGUUUUUAAAUACAGCACUUUAAAUCUAGUUUACUUUUUGUGUGUCAACUUGAACUAGAAUCUUCUGCAUAACUCAGUAGGUG